This is a messenger RNA of Symbiodinium necroappetens, 619 nucleotides long. The record is from the annotation of a GenBank genome assembly. Lineage: Eukaryota; Dinophyceae; Suessiales; Symbiodiniaceae.
AUGAAGGAUCGAAAAGUGCCAAUCAUGAAGACGAGUGCGAAGUCCAACCUGGCUCACGGCGAAGCCAAUGCAGGGAUGGCAGGUCUUGUGAAGUGCGUCCUGAUGUUGAACCACCACAGUGUUCCUCCGAACGUUCAUUUCUACUGCCUGAACCCGCAUGUGGACAUGAAUGGUUAUCCCUGCCAGAUUUCGGGAGAGCUCCUGGAUCUGGGCUCUAACACUGGCUACGCGGGUGUCUCUUCCUUUGGCUUUGGUGGCACCAAUGCGCGGGCCGACAUCUGGGCCAAAGCACACACUGGCUUCAGAAAAGUUCGUCAGGUCGACCUCAACAUGCUUGAAAACGUGACUGUGCGAUGCCCGAAGUGCUUGGGCAGUAUGGAGUGGAAGAGCUCUGACGCAGUACCCUCACGGCUGCCAAAGCCAACGGGACAGGGCCGGAGGCGGGCACAUUGCGUCCGCGAGUCUGACAACUACGACUUCUGUAGCCACUGCUACGACGGCUCCUACCUCUUCGGACAACCGACUCCAGAAGACCCCAUGCCAGCGGGCACAGCUUACAUCAAGGGUUCCUGGACAGCUUUCUCAGAGUUUGAGGAGAUGAAGGUGGAGGAGCAUCUAA